CAUGGCUAGAUCAACUAGCCAGUACAUGGCUGUAGUAGCCAUUGACUUUGGAACGACAUUCAGUGGUUUUGCAUUUUCGUUCAACCAUCGUGAAGGUGAAAGGGGAAUAUUAGUGAACAAAGCGUGGGGAAAUGAUCAAGGUUACCAGGCGCUGAAAACACCAACCUGUCUGCUUUUGGACACCGAACAGCAAUUUCACAGCUUUGGCUUCGACGCAAAGGAGAAGUAUGCCCAGCUUGAAGGAGCCGAUCAUAACAGGCAGUUCUAUUUCUUCGAUCUUUUUAAGAUGGAGCUAUACAAGGAAGGUGAGGGACAGACCAUCACAAGCGACACGACCCUGACUGCUAGAAAUGGCAAACGUUUGCGUGCGAUAGACGUAUUUGCCCACGCCCUGCGUUUUCUAAAGGACCAGGCGUUGGACGUCAUGCGAGAAAGGACGGAUGUAAACUUCACAACAGACGACAUACAGUGGGUUCUAACAGUUCCAGCGAUCUGGCAACCUAGUGCUCGCCAGUUCAUGAGAGAUGCAGCGUACAAGGCUAAUCUGCUAAGCCCUGCGAAUCCUGACCAACUCAUCAUCGCCCUGGAACCAGAGGCAGCGUCCCUGUGGUGUCGUCAGCGACAGCUUGUUGAAUUUGCUGAGGAGAAGGGGGAAGCACUUGUUCGAGAUGCCAUCGCACGAAACGGCACGAGUUACAUUGUGGUGGACUGUGGCGGAGGCACUGUUGACAUCACCGCUCAUCAUAUUCAACCAGACGAUUCCAUCCACGAGAUCUUCCGUGCAACAGGUGGAGCAUGGGGUGGGGGUCAAGUCAACCUAGAAUUCGAGAUGAGGCUCAAGAGUAUAUUUGGGGAAGAUUUUAUUGAUAACUUUAAGAAUUCACAUCCAUCUGACUGGUUAGACAUCAUUGGGGACUUUGAGAUGAAGAAACGGUCCACACGGCCCAUCGAAGAUAAGCUUACUCGAAUCAGGCUGACAACAAAUUUUGUGAACUACUACCGCUGCUUUGUUACCCAUCGUAAUACCGAUGAUAUCCAGGAAGCCAUUGAAGAGCGGUAUCCGGGGGGUGAUGUAACGAUUAAUGGGGACUAUCUUUGCCUUAAAGGUGGGAUCAUGAGAGACAUGUUUGAGCCAGCAGUACGUUCUAUUGUUGAGCACAUUCGCAAUCUCCUUCGCAAGCCCCAGUUGCGGAACGUGAAGUAUUUCUUCCUUGUGGGUGGGUUUUCAGGGUCUGCCGUACUGCAGAAGGCCAUCAGAGACAACUUUAAGAAUGACUACCGUAUCUUAGUGCCAGCCGAACCUGACAUGGCCAUUGUAAAGGGUGCGGUUAUGUUUGGAAAAACACCGAAGAUCAUCCAAAGAAGGAUUAGUGCAAGAACAUACGGCGUUGGAGUGAAUAUGAAUUUUAUAGAGGGAUAUCAUCCAACCAGUAAGAAGUUUUACACAAAGGCUGGCACCCCUAAGUGUAGAGACAUAUUUUCUACCCUCUUGACAAUCAACGAGGUAGUCCGCCUUGGUGAAAGUAAGACAUUUACUUUUUACCCUGUUGAGCCUGACCAGUCACGAGUUACCUUUGACUUCUACAUGACAAAAUCAGAGAAUCCAAAGUAUGUUGACGACAAAGGGGUGAUUCCUGAGGGCUGUAGCAUCACUGUCAGGAGUCCAAAUAUCUCAAAAGGAACAAACCGAGAUAUAGAAUUGAAAAUUGAGUUUGGCGGAACAGAAAUCAAAGCAACAGCCAUUGACGUUGAUUCACGUUUAAAUGUCACGUCUCAUGUCAAUCUGAUAACAAGGGACAGGAACGAAGAAAUUGCUUCUCUGUCAUCCCUUAGCCUGGCAGACGUUGACGUUUCUGUGCCCUAAAAUACCGUGCUUUGAUAGCGCUAUCACCUUGGCUAUAAGUGAAGCAUUUCAGUUUCUAAGAAUCGUUCGUCAAUAUUUUGAGGGAAAUGUGCCGAUUAAUUUGACCAAAAGUGCCAGUAAUAAUCAGCCCAUCAGCAGUUUAUAGUCGACUCGUCAGCCUAUCAGGAGUGUAUCAAACAAAGCAGGGCCAGUAAAACAUGUGCUAAUAGGACAAGUUGCCCCCCGAUGAUCUCUAGCCAGUUAGUUGAUGCAUUUUGUUGAAGUAUGAA
Messenger RNA from Branchiostoma floridae (Florida lancelet), 2133 nucleotides. Its product is annotated as heat shock 70 kDa protein 12A-like. The record is from RefSeq and is a predicted model, not a curated record. The transcript has 4 exons. NCBI's taxonomy places the organism in Eukaryota, Metazoa, Chordata, Leptocardii, Amphioxiformes, Branchiostomatidae. Bases 2 to 1864 code for a protein of 620 amino acids.